AUGUCCCAUCAGUUCCACGUCGGCGGCGCAAGCCACGCCCUCCUGGAUCCAUGGGUUCACGGCGUCGGCGUCAUGAGAGAUGUCUUCUCCCGGUGGUCCGAGCUCGACAUCACGCAAAUCGGAUCCCUCAUCGCCAUCGCGGGGACUAUCCCGACGGCCUGGCGGUUCCUGCAGCACGCCUGGCGCGAAGUCUAUGGCUGCAUCCGUCGUUUCUUCCUUGCUUCCGUCACAAUUCCCGGAGGUGAUCCGGUCAACCGCAGCGUCGUGAAAUGGGUUUUUGCCAACCGGCCUCAACAUUACCGAUCCUUCACCGGCCGUACCGAGGUCGGUCGUGGAGGCGCCGAUCGAGCUGCUGCGCUGAAGAAGACGAAGCAUGCCGUGCAGUAUUCUCCGCAUUGGGACACGCGUUGGCUCUGGUAUGAGAGAAAUCUGCUUGUCGUCACACGCGCGGCUGGAGACUUCAGUUCUUCGUUAUCCGACCCGAGUUACGACGGCAUUGGCGGCGAGGAACUGACCAUCAGCUGCUUCGGAUGGUCUGCUGAGCCGGUGCAAAAAUUCAUCGAGACGUGCCGCGAGUAUGCGGACAGACAGACUCAGUACUUCGUCAUCAUCUACUCCCGGGAUCGCUAUGGUCUGGCUUGGAAGCCGAAAGCCCGGAAACCCUUGCGUCAUCUGGAUACCGUGCACUUUGACAAUGAAGUCAAGCAAGAUCUUUUGGCCGAUAUACGGAAUUACCUCGACCCCAAGACGCAGAUGAGAUACCAGAGCCGCAGCAUGCCCUACCGCAGAGGAUAUCUCUUCUACGGCCCCCCUGGGACUGGAAAGUCUUCACUGUCAGUGGCCAUCGCCGGCGAGUUUGGUCUAGAUCUCUAUGAAGUCAAGGUACCCAGUGUUGCAACGGACGCAGAUCUUGAGCAGAUGUUCCAAGAGAUCCCACCGCGCUGCGUCGUUCUUCUCGAAGACAUUGACGCCGUCUGGGUCGACCGCGCCAACCAACAAAGCACAAGCGGAAGCGGCCGAUCUCACUCUCCUGAUAGCAACCACUCGCAGAACUGCACGCUUUCAGGCCUCCUGAACGUCUUGGAUGGUGUCGGAUCACAAGAAGGUCGCAUCGUCAUCAUGACGACCAAUCGACCCGAACAACUCGACAGUGCGCUAGUCCGCCCGGGACGAGUGGACAUGAAAGUUCUCCUCGGCAACAUCAGCCAGAAGUCUGCCGAAGAGAUGUUUGUGCGCAUGUUCUCGCCCGACCUGGGCAGCACGUCGCUCCUGGAUAUGGAUGAGAUUCGCACCUUGGCUGGCAAAUUCGCCAGCCACGUACCAGACAACACAUUUACGCCCUCACUGUUGCAGGGUUUCUUUCAAUCACACUUGGACAGCCCCCAAGAUGCUGUCGAUAGCAUAGCGGCUUGGGUCGAGAAAGAGUUAGUCAAGACUCCAUACAAAGAGUUUGAGUUUGUUCACCCCAACGGAAGAGCAUAA
Messenger RNA from Colletotrichum chrysophilum, 1482 nucleotides. RefSeq lists its product as uncharacterized. Gene Ontology annotation, biological process: protein insertion into mitochondrial inner membrane from matrix; mitochondrial respiratory chain complex III assembly. The record is from RefSeq and is a predicted model, not a curated record. Lineage: Eukaryota; Fungi; Ascomycota; Sordariomycetes; Glomerellales; Glomerellaceae. Gene Ontology annotation, cellular component: mitochondrial inner membrane. The transcript has a single exon. Gene Ontology annotation, molecular function: ATP hydrolysis activity; ATP binding. Bases 1 to 1482 code for a protein of 493 amino acids.